GUAUGAGUAAAACUUGGGCACUGUGGUAAUACCGCCCAGUCUCAUUUAUAUAUGCUGGCAGCAAAGACAGCUUUUGAUGAAAAUCUGAAUACUCGUAGAAGUGGUUCCAUUGAAACACACUCCGUCUUUCUGAAUCGUAGGAAGUCACUGAUGCGAUUGGCAUUGUUUUCGAAUAUUCUGGUCUCGUUCCUCGGUCUCAUUGUGGUUGACUUCUAUGCUGAUUUCAGAGUGAACAACGCUUCUUGGAACUUCCUCACAUAUAUCGACCAAAUUAACAUAAUCAGCUGUGCCUCCUGUGGUUGUUAUGAAGCCGGCCAGGGUCAUGCACAGCAUAUUUCAAAUUCCUAUGAAUACAUGACAACCGUAGAGAAAAGAAGAGAAGUGAAUAGAAGUGAGAAAGAGAUUGUGAUAUACAAAUAUGCGGAUAAACAUUUCAGAUAUGGUUGCUAUUUUUAUAUUAUUUAACCAAGGACACUACUGAUGCAGUUUUGUAUUUGCUGUGGCAGUAGUGUAAUCAUCUUCAUGCAAUGAGUCACCUGAAUAGAAGAUGUUCUUGGUUUCAGGGUCAUGCACAGCAUAUUUCAGAUUUCUAUGUAUAAAUAUUAUUUACAAAGACACAGUUAGAUAUGUCGUUCAGUAGAUCAGAUUUGAAUUCCUUGUCUCCAUCAAUUAUGUUGUGUAACUGCAAAUAUUUCUACUCAGGAACACAGUGUCCCA
Messenger RNA from Trichobilharzia szidati, 717 nucleotides. Lineage: Eukaryota; Metazoa; Platyhelminthes; Trematoda; Strigeidida; Schistosomatidae. The record is from the annotation of a GenBank genome assembly.